This is a messenger RNA of Oncorhynchus mykiss (rainbow trout), 1385 nucleotides long. RefSeq names its product proteasome subunit alpha type-7. Gene Ontology annotation, biological process: ubiquitin-dependent protein catabolic process. The record is from RefSeq and is a predicted model, not a curated record. Lineage: Eukaryota; Metazoa; Chordata; Actinopteri; Salmoniformes; Salmonidae. Gene Ontology annotation, cellular component: proteasome core complex, alpha-subunit complex; proteasome core complex.
GGAAAAUAGUAUCCCCCGGAAAGGGUCCAAACAGCGCUGAAAACGUCUGUAUUAAACCCUUAUUAUAGUUCCGGAACCACUUAUGAUAACAAUGGAAUGCUGUUGAGUUUAUAAAGAGUAAAAUAAAAUGUUGCAGAGGCAUUUGUGAAUUUCUGAAAAUUUUCUUGGUGAAAUGCUCAAAAUUGAAAGAGUUCAAGCGCAUGCGCCCUGUGAUUACUCUCACUCAAAACUAACUGGCAAACAUUCGCUAGCGGAGUAGCUAGCUACACGUUUUAAACAUUUCAGUACAUCUGUUUCGAGAAACACAAUGGCAGCAAGAUAUGACAGGGCGAUCACUGUGUUUUCUCCCGACGGUCACCUUUUUCAGGUGGAAUAUGCACAAGAGGCUGUGAAGAAAGGCUCCACUGCUGUGGGCAUCCGGGGCAAAGACAUUGUUGUCCUUGGAGUUGAGAAGAAGUCUGUCGCCAAACUACAGGAGGAAAGAACAGUCCGCAAGAUCUGCGCCCUAGACGAACAUGUUUGCAUGGCAUUCGCAGGUCUGACAGCAGAUGCCCGCAUUGUGAUCAACAGAGCUCGGGUGGAGUGCCAGAGUCACAGGCUCACAGUGGAGGACCCAGUCACCGUUGAGUACAUCACACGGCACAUCGCCACCCUGAAACAGCGUUACACUCAGAGUAAUGGACGAAGACCGUUUGGCAUCUCGGCGUUGAUCGUGGGUUUUGACUACGAUGGGACCCCCAGGCUUUAUCAGACUGACCCCUCAGGAACAUACCAUGCAUGGAAGGCAAAUGCAAUUGGCCGCAGUGCUAAGACAGUGAGGGAAUUCCUGGAGAAGAACUACACAGAUGAAGCCAUCGCCACUGACAACGAGGCGAUUAAGCUGGCAAUCAAAGCCUUGCUUGAGGUGGUUCAGUCUGGUGGGAAGAACAUUGAUCUCGCUGUGAUCAGAAGAAACCAGCCACUGAAGUUAUUGGAGUCCAAAGAAAUUGAGACCCUGGUGGCUGAGAUCGAGAAAGAGAAAGAAGAUGAGGCAGAGAAGAAAAAACAGAAGAAAUCUACUUGAAGUCGUUACUCAACCACUGGCUUUCAUUUAGCCCUUGGGUAAAGGCAGUGUAUUUGGUCGGUAAAUAUAGAAAAGUGUCAAGGUUUAUAGGCCCAAAUAUAGCUUUCAUGUCACACACUAAGGUUCGUAUGUUGAAUUUUCACAUAAAUAUCCCACCGGCAUUGCCAUCAAUGCAUGGUUUAUGUGGAAGUUGAGCUGUGUGGAUCUCAAGUUAGGAUUCAGAACUUGGAGAUCUCACCUCUGCCCUCUUUUAAGAACAGUAUGUUAUUUAUUUUAAGUGAAUUUAGACCGACAUACUUAAUAAAGUCAACUUGUUUAUGUA